This is a messenger RNA of Chara braunii, 1886 nucleotides long. NCBI's taxonomy places the organism in Eukaryota, Viridiplantae, Streptophyta, Charophyceae, Charales, Characeae. The record is from the annotation of a GenBank genome assembly.
UGCCGCCUGCUAAGAAGCUUGCUUAUGCUCUCCAUAGAUGGGCCCAUGGGGACUCGCACUGGCACAGUUCAUCCACGUAUGGGAUGGGGAAAACCAGUGGCAUACGUGCAGUGAAAGAGGUGGCGGAUGCCAUUCACGCCACGUAUCCACAUGCAGUUGGUUUCGGUGGACUAGAGGAUCGUCACCGUCGAAUGCAGCAGUUUGAGGCAUUGGGUUUUCCUAAUUGCUGGGGGUGCAUUGACUGCACACAUGUGUACGUCGACAAGCCACGAACGAAGGACGGCGACGACUAUUGCUCCGGUCGUAACAACCGGUUCUCAGUUGUUGCGCAACUCGUGGUCGAUUCCGAGCUGCAUGUCCUCGAUUUUUGCUACGGCUUUCCGGGGACUGUCGGCGAUGCACGUGUUCUGAAGAACACGUCGCUGUACAGGCGAGCCCUGAAAGGGUCGUUGUUCGUCGACGACCCUGAAGACCCCUUCCGUGCUCAGAGGCCUUCCAUCAGCGGUGUUCCUGGAGGGUACUUGCUUGGUGAUGGCGGGUACCCCAAUCUUCCUUGGCUUGUGAUCCCAUACGGCCGACAGCCCCGGCUGACGAGGGCCAUGCAACGCUUCGAUGCUCUUCACAAGAUUGUCAGGUCUUGUGUUGAGCGAUUCUUUGGGGUAUUCAAAAUGCGUUUCCAGUACUUCUAUCGGCCGCAUAUAUGUGACAUUGCAACAGAGAGGUUGGAGUUCCGUGCGUGUUGCAUAAAUCAUAACCUCCUUCAGGAUUGGGGUGAUUUGCCGGAGGCGGACCGCGAAGACAGCGAUUCAUCGUGUCUUGAAGGUCCACCACCCGAUGUUGACAGGCGUGUGGAUGGUGCCCCUCUAGAACACAUGUUUGGAAGGGAGCGUGGGCAGGCCGUGAGGGACGCACUUUGUACGGAGGUCUUGCGUUUGUGGGAACUGUGCCGUUCGCAGGCCUUGUGCUACGCCUACGAAAGAUGCGCAAUCUUAGAUAGUUUGGAGAAGACUGAGAAGGAGGUCGAGCGCUUACACCGUUUCUUGGUUGAUAGGGGUGACAGCAUCACGGUGACAUUGCGGAAUGGGAGGUCGGUAAGUGAAAACGACAUCUCUCUGGAGAACAUACAUGCCCGUAGAUGGGCGGCUUCAGUGUUGAAGUGGGUGCAAGACUUGCGGAACGCGUUGCGGCAAUGUUGUGACGACCUUGUUGUUCAGAACAUGCAGAUACGGCGGCAGAAGGAGGAGGAGCAGAAGGAGAAGAAGGAGAAGAAGGAGCAGAGGGAGCAGAAGGAGGAGAAGGAGCAGAAGGAGCAGAAGGAGCAGAAGGAGCAGAAGGAGCAGAAGGAGCAGGAGGUGCAGGAGCAGGACGAGAAGCAGGAGGAGGAGAAGGAGAAGGAGAAGAAAGAGGAGAAGGAGCAGAAGGAGCAGAAGGAGGAGAAGAAGAAGGAGAAGAAGGAGGAGAAGAAGCAGAAGGAGAAGGAGAAGAAGGAGCAGAAGGAGAAGAAGGAGAAGAAGGAGCAGAAGGAGGAGAAGGAGCAGAAGGAGGAGAAGAAGGAGGAGGAGAAGAAGAAGAAGGAGAAGAAGGAGAAGAAGAAGAAGAAGAAGAAGAAGAAGAAGAAGAAGAAGAACAAGAACAAGAGGAAGAAGAACAAGACGAAGACGAAGAAGAAGAAGAAGAAGAAGAAGAAGAAGAAGAAGAAGAAGAAGAAGAAUGAGGAGGAGGAGGAGAAGGAGGAGAAGGAGGAGAAGAAGAAGGAGGAGAAGAAGGAGAAGGAGGAGAACUUGAAGGAGAAGAAGAAGAAGAAGAAGAAGAAGAAGAAAAGGGUUAAGAGGAUGUAGUGUAGCCAACUUUGAUAUGGGUUUUCUACACUUCCAGCACUUUGCGAA